Orbicella faveolata is the source of this 726-nucleotide messenger RNA. Its product is annotated as lactadherin-like. The record is from RefSeq and is a predicted model, not a curated record. NCBI's taxonomy places the organism in Eukaryota, Metazoa, Cnidaria, Anthozoa, Scleractinia, Merulinidae.
AUGGGGGAGCACUGCCUUGCGUUAGGCUAUCAGUGCUCCAUGUCACUUGGGAUUGAAGAUGGCCGGAUUCCAGACGGUGCCUUGACUGCCUCAAGCGCUGGCUGUGCCUCCACAUUCGCCCGUUUAAACUUGGCAGCUGCUUCAGUUCACAGUUGUUCAGUGUCACUCGGUAUGGAAGACAAACGCAUCCCUGACGGUGUGUUUACAGCUUCUGGUAGUUAUGACAACAGGCACAGACCUUCACUUGUAAGACUGAACAUUUUGUCUGAUGGCAAACAUAUUGGUGCCCUGUGUCCAAAAUAUAAAAGCACUAAUCAGUGGCUUCAGAUAGACUUGGGAGAAAUCACUGCAGUUACAAAAGUGGCAACUCAAGGCCGGUACAACUCUGAGGACAGGGUUAAAACGUACACUCUUUCAUACAGUGUGGAUAGAAUGCACUGGACUAGCUACAAACAACGUGCUACUGAAAAGAUCUUUCCUGGGAACACUGACAGAAACACUGUCAUUGCACACUCCCUUAAGCCUCACAUCGAUGCUCGCUUCAUCCGCUUUCAUCCAAAGACCCACAAUCAUAACACACCUUGCCUGAGAGUUGAACUCUAUGGCUGCCGAAAAGAAACCAAUAUUGCCACCCUUAUUGUACAUACAGACAUAGUUAAAGUAGAUCUGAGUCCCGGGGACGGGAAAUUAUCUCCGCCGGUUUUCGUGCCUGGGGACGGGGAAUAA